AAAAAAUCUUCUCUAAAGUUUCUAGGAUAAGCAAAAUUUUUUUAUUUUUAAUUUUAGACAUUAAUUUAAUCUACAAAACACCCAAAACAAAUUAAUUAGCUUUUAUCAACAUUUAAAAUAAGCUUAAUUGUAAAUUAAAAUCUAAAAUUAAUUGUAAAUAAGAAAAUUUAUCGUGUAAAAGAACAGACUUCCAAAAAAAAAGUCAGUACAUACGGGGAACUAAACUUCAGUAAAGAGAAAAACGCAUUUUUUCACUUCUCAUUUGUCCAAUAAAUUCAUCAAAAUUCAGUCCCACAGAGGAAAAAUGCGUAUGAAUGCUGGUGUCGAUGUGGAGGAUGAUGAGAAAGGCAAACUUUUCGUCGGUGGUCUGUCAUGGGAAACGACUCAAGACUCCUUACAACGUUACUUUAGCCGAUAUGGAGAAGUCAUCGAUUGCGUUGUUAUGAAAAAUAAUGAAACAGGCAGAUCGAGAGGUUUCGGGUUUGUAACCUUUGCUGAUCCGAAUAAUGUGCAGGUAUGUAUGGAUGUUGUCUUGCAAUCCGGUCCACAUAAUUUGGACGGAAGAACCAUUGACCCUAAACAAUGUAAUCCAAGAACGAUGCAAAAGCCUAAGACACGCGGUGGAUCAUAUCCAAAAGUUUUUCUCGGUGGCUUACCAUCCAAUGUAACGGAGACAGAUUUGCGUAUGUUUUUUGGACGUUAUGGCAAAGUUAUGGAAGUUGUAAUCAUGUAUGAUCAAGAAAAGAAGAAAUCAAGAGGAUUUGGAUUUUUAUCGUUUGAGGAUGAAGCCUCAGUUGAGCGAGUUACAACGGAACAUUAUAUUACAUUAAAUGGCAAGCAAGUCGAGAUUAAGAAGGCAGAACCUCGAGAUGGAUCACAAAAUCAUAAGAUGAAUCAAGAUCCAAAUAAUCAGUCAAUGGGAGGCAAUAAUUGGGGACCACCACCAUCAGCUCAAAUUGGAAAUCCAAUGACAAUGCAAGGACCGAAUAGUCAAAUGAAUGCUGGACCACCAAUGAAUAUGAUGGCUCCAAAUAUGAUGGGUGGAUAUCCUUCAACAGCUGGCUGGGGAUCACAACAACAAAAUUACGGCUAUGGCGGUCCAAGUCCUGCAAAUUAUAAUCAAGGAUGGGGCCCAAGUCCACCUCAAGCCGCUCCACAAGCUCCACCUCCACAUCAAUGGAGCAAUUAUAAUGCUACAGCACAGCAAACUCCACAAGGAUAUAGCUCUGCAUAUGACAUGUACAAUUCCUCGAAUGCUGCGCAAACAGCUGCUCCUGGCUCAGGAAUUUCUGGAGGAAAUUGGAACUCUUGGGGUCCAUUGACAAAUUCCGGCGCAUCUGCCGGAUCUAAUGAAAUGUAUAAUCGUCAAUCAGGAUCGGGAUCAGCUCCAACUGGAAUGGGACCGACUGGAAAUGCAGGAAAUAAUACCGGUAAAGGACCGUCUGCAGACUAUUCUUAUGGAGGUUAUGGCAAUUACACAAACGAUCAGCCACAGUCAUAUGGAGGACCUCCAACACGUUCAACAUAUGGAAACGAUAUAGGCCAAUAUCCACCAACAGGUGACGAUUAUAAAAGAUAUUUAAAUCAGAAUAUUAAGCAAAUAAUUUAAACUGAUAUGAAAGAGAAUUGAGUUAAUUAAUUAAUUUCCCUUUUUUUAUUUUUUUUUUAUUUGUUUUAUAAUCAGAAUAACUUUUACGUUGAUGAUGUAUAUCGAUAGAUAUAUUUAACUAAUAAC
Messenger RNA from Chironomus riparius, 1735 nucleotides. Lineage: Eukaryota; Metazoa; Arthropoda; Insecta; Diptera; Chironomidae. The record is from the annotation of a GenBank genome assembly.